Molecule: messenger RNA, 2723 nt
Organism: Ilex paraguariensis (yerba mate)
Lineage: Eukaryota; Viridiplantae; Streptophyta; Magnoliopsida; Aquifoliales; Aquifoliaceae
Source: the annotation of a GenBank genome assembly
AUGUCCUCAUCCAAAACCCUCACCAUAGACACACCGACUUUCUUCAUCACCUCCCACAACACACUCUCUUCACAAUCCCCACAACCCUCUACACCACCCCUCUCUUUCUCUCUCCUCUCCACUGACUCUCCUCUCCCUCCAAUUCCCACAAACUUCCCCCAGUCCAAACUCAUCCCCAAAACCCGCUUCAUCAUCGACGGCUUCAAAUUCUCCGGCGAUUACUCCAUUUCGUACUUUCUCUCUCAUUUCCACUCCGAUCACUACACCGGCCUCUCCCCUACUUGGUCCAAAGGAAUCAUUUUUUGCUCCCACACCACUGCGCGCCUUCUCAUUGAAAUACUCAAAGUACCAGAACCUUUUGUUCUCGCGUUAUCGUUAUCUGAGCCGGUUUUAAUUGAUGGGUGUGAGGUUUUGUUGAUUGAUGCGAAUCAUUGUCCGGGGGCUGUCCAAUUUUUAUUUAAAAUUCCGGGGAACGAUGGGAAGUUUGAGAGGUAUGUACAUACUGGUGAUUUUAGAUAUUGUGAUUCAAUGAAAUCAGGACCUUUGUUAAGUGAAUUUAUUGGUUCUGAUGCUGUUUUUCUGGAUACUACUUACUGUAACCCAAAAUUCGUGUUUCCUUCGCAAGAGGAGUCUAUUGAUUAUAUCGUUAGUGUGAUAGAGAGAAUUAAGGUCGAAAACGAGGGUAAUUUGAAGAAUGUUUUGUUUCUUGUUGCUACUUAUGUUAUUGGGAAAGAGAGGAUUUUACUUGAAAUUUGGCAGAGGUGUAAUAAGAAGAUACAUGUUGAUGGUAGAAAGUUGGCUGUUUUGAGUGUUUUGGGGUUUGGCGAAGAUGGGGUGUUUACUGCGGAAGAAUCUGAGAGUGAUGUGCAUGUUGUUGGGUGGAAUGUGUUGGGUGAGACUUGGCCGUUUUUCAGACCGAAUUUUGGGAAAAUGAAAGACAUCAUGAAUGUGAGGGGGUACUCUAAGGUCGUGGGCUUUGUGCCGACAGGCUGGACUUAUGAAGUAAAGAGGAACAAGUUUGCUGUGAGGACAAAGGAUUCCUUUGAGAUACAUCUAGUACCUUAUAGUGAACAUUCGAACUACGAUGAGCUUAGGGAGUAUGUGAAAUUCUUGAAACCAAAGCGUGUAAUUCCCACCGUUGGGGUGGAUGUUGAGAAACUUGAUAAUAGCAAAUAUGCUAAUGCAAUGCUGAAGCAUUUUGCUGGGUUGGUUGAUGAAAUGGCCAUCAAGCAAGAAUUUUUGACUGGGUUUCAUCAUGGAGCCCGGGAAGUGGAUGAGAAGCUUGAAAAGGAUUGCCCCACUGUCUCGAACAAUGUGUUAGAUGAGGGUAGGGAACUAAGUUCAGCAGAACCGAAACCCAACAAUGAUGUGGAAAGUGUUACUAACUCUGCAUUUCCUCUGCGAGUACCUGAUUCCAAAAACAGCAAUGGAUUAAAUGAAUAUUUGACAGAGGAAAGUAUACAAGAACUUCGAGAUUGUUUGCCAACUUGGGUCACCCAAAAUCAGAUGUUGGAUCUGCUCAGUAGCUCAGGUGGAAAUGUUGUUGACGCAGUUUCUAAUUUUUAUGAACAUGAAACCGAAUUUCAUGAUCAGGUCACUGCUAGUACAUCUUCUGCUUGUAUACCCCAGACAAGCUCAUUUGACGAGUCUGCAGCACCUUCUGAUUCACGUAUUUUUAACAGCUCUCAGAGAAGUGAGGAUGUAUCUUUAAGUCACAGUAAUAAAUUACCUAGCAUGGUGCAUUCAGCUAAAACCUGUGUUUCUCCUGCCAAAAGGGGGAAAAAUCCUGAGAAUAAGCCAUACAAGAAAGCAAGAAUCAAAUCAAGUUUGGCAUCUAGUGGACAAAAACAAUACACAAUCACAAGAUUCUUCAGUAAACUUGUGCCUAUUGUCUCUCAAGGUGGUCAGCUUGAAUCUAUGUCUGAGCAGAGUCAGAAGAAUACAGAUUUGCUGUCAAAUGACACUUUUAAUUUAUGCAAAGGGGUGGUGGACCAGUUUAUUCAUAUUGUAAAUGGAAGUGAAUCAUUGAGAAGCUAUGCUGCCACAAUCCUAGAUGAAACAAAAGGAGAUAUAAAUAAGGCACUGGACGUGUAUUAUAGUAGCCCUGAGGGUAGCCUUGGUGAGAAUAAAGAGAGGUUGAUAGAGAAAAGCAAAUUGGUUCAAUCUCAAUGCCACACUGGAAUAUGCUCAUCCAACCAAGGGCCUAAACCAUUAGAGAGACUGGGAAAUAUUACUGAAAGGUCUACACCAGGACUAUCGACAGACAAUGUGGCUGUGAAUUACAUAUCACUACCCCCAGAGAAAUAUUCUCCUAGAGAGCAUGCAUGCUGGAGGGAUGGAGAGCCUGCUCCAUAUCUACAUCUUGCACGAACUUUUGACCUGGUUGAGGAUGAAAAGGGAAAGAUAAAAGCCACAUUAAUGCUUUGCAAUAUGUUCAGGAGCUUGCUGGCCUUGUCUCCAGAGGAUGUGCUACCUGCCGUGUACUUGUGCACAAAUAAGAUUGCUCCUGACCAUGAAAAUAUGGAACUGAAUAUUGGUGGAAGCAUAGUUGUAGCAGCACUUGAGGAGGCGUGUGGGACUAACAGAUCUAAAAUACGGGAUCUGUACAACAGCUUAGGUGAUCUUGGUGAUGUUGCUCAACGCUGCCAACAAACACAGUCAUUACUUGCCCCUCCAGCUCCUCUUUCUAUCCAAGGUGUUUUUUCGAUGCUCCAAAAGAUAAG